AUGCCGAGGGAAAAGGGAAUGGCCUUUUGGGGUUUCUUCGACGGCGACGGCGACGACGGCGGACCUGCGCCCGGCAUGAACGAGUUCCCCUACUACGCCGCCGCCGGCCCGGGCGCCCUCGCCUCCUCCUCCCUCUCGCCGCCGUCCUCCCUCGCGCCGGCCGGCGACGGCCGCGGCUUCGUGAAGGUGGAGGACGGCAGCCGGUCGAUGACAGACCACCUCCACGCCGUCUCCGGAGGCGAUGCCGGCGGCGGCGAGGACGGCGAGGCCGCGCCAGAGCUCGACCACCGCGGCAAGCGCAAGAGGCCCGCCAACGCGCGCCACACCCCUCGGCAGAUCCAUGAGCUCCAAGCGUUGUUCGAGCAAUGCCCCCACCCGGACGAGAAGCAGCGGGCGGCGCUGGGCAAGAGGGUCCGCCUCCAGCCGAGUCAGGUCAAGUUCUGGUUCCAGAACCGGCGCACGCAGUUGAAGAGGGAAUCUCUGCUGCACGAGAACCAGCAGUUGAUGGCGGAGAACGGCAAGCUGCGCGCCGAGAACCUGUCCCUCAGGGUGGCAAUGGCGCAUCCAGUGUGUGGCGGCUGUGGCGGCCCGGUCCCAGCGAUGCUUGACGAGUCGCCGUCCCUGGAGGAGGAGGACCUGCGCGUCCAGAACGCCACGCUCAAGAACGAGCUCAGCCGACUCUGCGCUCUCGCUUCCGUGUUCCUUGGCAGGUCCAUUUCCUACGUGGCGGCGCCACCAACGCCAGGCUCGCCAGCGGAGCGCAUUGGUUCAGUGCCGGCGACCACCGUGGCCAACUCGACGGUCACCGAGUUCACGGGCAGUCCCUCCAGCCAAACAGCGGGAAUGGCGAUCACGGCCAUGGCGAAGGCUGGCAUCGACAGGUCCGUGUUCUUGGAGCUUGCGACGAGUGCAAUGGAUGAGCUCGUCAAGAUGGCGCAGAUGGACGAGCCGUUGUGGAUUCCAAAUGUUCCCUUGCCUGGUUCCCUUGCCAAGGAGACGCUCAACCAUGAAGUGUACUUGAGGACCUUCUCGCCAGCCAUAGGGGUGAAGCCUCCGGGGUUUGUAUCCGAGGCCUCUAGGGAGUCCGGCAUUGUAAGCAGUGAUGGCAGCGUCGAGCUUGUGGAGACUCUGUUGGAUGAGAGACGUUGGUCCCGUUUUUUCUCGUGCAUAAUUGCCGAAUCAUCGACGAUCGAGGAGAUCUCUACUGGAGCUGCAGGAAGUAGAGAUGGUGCAUUGCUGCUUGUGAGUAUGCAGGCAAAGCUGCAGGUUCUUUCGCCUCUUGUCCCUAUUAGGGAGGUGACCUUUCUCAGAUUCUGCAAAAAGUUGGGUGAGGGUUUCUGGGCUGUAGUGGAUGUUUCCAUGGAUGAGUUGGUGAUGGAGCAAGGCCUUGCCGUGGCAUCCACCACUGCAAAUAUGAAGUGCCGGAGGCUGCCUUCUGGCUGUGUGGUGCAAGAUACCCCCAAUGGCUUCUGCAAGGUUACAUGGGUUGAACAUACAGUAUAUGAUGAAUCCUCCGUGCACCAGCUCUACCGGCCUCUCCUGCGGUCUGGCCUUGCCCUUGGUGCAGGGCGGUGGCUUGCGACGCUACAGCGCCAGUAUGACUGCUUGGACGUUCUCAUGCCGAAGCAAGACUCGUCAGAUGCCAUGUUGGAAGGAUCACGGAGCUUGCUGAGGUUGGCAGAGAGGAUGAUGGACAACUUCUGUGCGGGGGUGAGCGCAUCUUCUGCUGAAUGGAGCAAACUGGAGGACGUCACGGGGAGCAUUGGGGAGGAUGUGCGUAUCAUGGCAUGUAGGAGUGUGGAUGAACCUGGGGUGCCAGCUGGUGUGGUGCUGUGUGCUGCCACAUCGGUGUGGAUGCUUGUAACACCCAAACGGCUUUUCAACUUCCUGUGCAAUGAGAGAACGCGGGCUGAAUGGGACAUCCUAAGCAAGGGUGGCCCUAUGCAGGAGGUGACAAAAAUCUACAAGGGGCAACAGAAUGGCAACGCCGUAUCUCUACUGAAGGCCACUGCCCCAAACACCCAGCAGGACAGCAGCAUCCUGAUCCUACAGGAGACGUGCACAGAUGCAUCCAGCUCAAUGGUGGUGUACACCCCAGUGGACAUCCCAGCAAUGCGCCGUGUCAUGGGCGGGGAAGGCGACCCGGCAUCGAUCAUGCUCUUGCCAUCCGGUUUCGCCAUUCUGCCCGGCGGGCCGAGCAUAUCUGGCGACGACGGGCACAAGACAUGCGGCUCGCUGCUCACCGUGGCGUUCCAGAUACUCGGGAACAGGCAGCCCACCGGGAAGCUCACCGUGGAGUCGGUGCAGACCGUGGACAGCCUCAUCUCCUGCACCAUCAACAGGAUCAAGACGGCGCUGCGACGCCUGAGCGAGCUUGGGGACGGGGGAACCCUUUUGGCCUAG
Molecule: messenger RNA, 2403 nt
Organism: Triticum turgidum subsp. durum (durum wheat)
Lineage: Eukaryota; Viridiplantae; Streptophyta; Magnoliopsida; Poales; Poaceae
Source: the annotation of a GenBank genome assembly